AUGACAGUGGUGAGGCUCUGCCUCCCCUUUUUGCAAUUACUUUUAAGCUUAUGCCUAUUUAUUGUGAUGUACCAUGGCUAUGGUUUUGUCUUAAGAUCUCAUAGGCCCAGCCACAGUUCCUCAGAAUGCGAAAACAGAAGCACUGUGACCACUUUCAUCCUCCUGGGCUUUACAGAGAGACCUGAAUUGAAUCCUCUGUACUCCAGCAUUUUCCUUCUCCUGUAUGUGCUGACAGUACUGGGCAAUGGGUGGAUGGUGACCUUGAUCAGAACUGAACGUCGUCUGCACACUCCAAUGUACUUCUUCCUCAGCAACCUCUCUCUCCUGGAUCUUUGCUAUUCCUCAGUCAUUGCACCCAAGGCUCUGGAGGUUCAGCUACAACAGGGCAAGGCUUACAUUUCCCUUCCAUCUUGUGCAGUUCAGAUGUUUUGUUUUACUACUCUGGUGACAACAGAAUGUUUUCUUCUGGCUGCCAUGGCCUAUGAUCGUUUCCUGGCCAUUUGCCACCCUUUGACCUACACCUUACUCAUGACCCACAAGAAUUGUGUUUGCCUUGUGCUGGGGGCUUACAGUUGUGGUUUAGUGGGUUCCAUCGUCCAGACUAGUGGAGCUUUCCGGUUGUCCUAUUGUGGGCCAAACCAUAUCAACCACUUCUUCUGUGAUAUCCCUGCUGUCCUGAAGCUCUCUUGCUCUGACACUCAGCUUUCUGAAGUAAUCCUUUUUGUUUCCACAACUGUCAUUGCCAUAGUAACCAUCACCACCAUCUCUGUUUCUUAUCUCCGGGUCUUGUGGAAUGUCCUCUGGAGCCACUCUACUCAAGGACGACAAAAGGCCCUCUCCACUUGCUCUUCCCACCUGACUGCUCUGAGCCUCUUCUAUGGCACUGCCAUCUUCAUGUAUGCCCAACCAAGGAACAAGGAUGGAUCACAAGAUCAAGACAAGGUGGUCUCUCUGUUUUAUACCCUGGUGAUCCCUCUUCUGAAUCCAGUCAUCUACAGCCUGAGGAACAAAGAUGUGAAAGAGGCCAUGAAGCAUCUGUUCAGCAGGAAGAUCCUGGCCAUGAGGUAG
Messenger RNA from Thamnophis elegans (Western terrestrial garter snake), 1068 nucleotides. RefSeq names its product olfactory receptor 1019-like. Bases 1 to 1068 code for a protein of 355 amino acids. Gene Ontology annotation, cellular component: membrane. The transcript is spliced from 2 exons. Gene Ontology annotation, biological process: sensory perception of smell; G protein-coupled receptor signaling pathway. The record is from RefSeq and is a predicted model, not a curated record. NCBI's taxonomy places the organism in Eukaryota, Metazoa, Chordata, Lepidosauria, Squamata, Natricidae. Gene Ontology annotation, molecular function: G protein-coupled receptor activity; olfactory receptor activity; odorant binding.